Microthlaspi erraticum is the source of this 903-nucleotide messenger RNA. The record is from the annotation of a GenBank genome assembly. Lineage: Eukaryota; Viridiplantae; Streptophyta; Magnoliopsida; Brassicales; Brassicaceae.
AUGCACAAGUUACUUCAACAAGUGGGUAGACAAGCAGUUCAAAGACAGGAGCUUGGAAACGCCAAAUCAAUAAUGCUGAUGAGAUUUGUGAUGUCCUUGAAACUGAUUCUCGUCUACGAGAAACGUGGUACAAAUGUUAGAGUGCAUGUACCUGAGGACAUGGAUUUCCCACCUCGUCUAAGCAAGCUCGAGAAGCUUUGGCAAGGAACCCAGCCCCUUACAAAUCUCAAGAGGAUGGAUUUGUCACUGGUCCUCAAUCUUAAGGAACUCCCUGAUCUUUCAUACGCUACCAAUCUCGAGAAACUAGCGGUGGACGGUUGCUAUAGUUUGGUAGAGAUUCAUUCAUCUAUUGGAAAUCUUCCUAAACUAGAGGAGUUGCAGAUGGAUUACUGUAUAAAGUACAAGUUGCUCCCACUCUCUUCAACUUGGCAUCUCUUGAAACAGUCACCAUGCUGGGAUGCGGGCAAUUUAUGUCUCACUAUAUUGGGCAGUCUCGUCCAUAUCCAACUUGGAAUUUUCCAUGGCAUACGGGCACAGAUAUUGAGAGAAUUCCAGAUUGGAUCAGAGAUCUUCAUGUUUUCCCCAACUGCUUCAAAUUGGGUCAAGAAGCAAGGAGAGUCAUUACACAUCAAUUUUUCACGAUUGCAUGCUUACCCGGAAGAAAUGCCAGCUGAGUUCGAUCACCGAGCUCUAGGAAGUUCCUUGACCAUCUCUUCAGAUUCCUACAGAUUUAGAGUCUGCCUCUUGGACAACGAGGUGUUGUUCCAAUUCAGCACAUCAUCCAAUCAACACGAAAUUGUUCAAUGUGGUGUCCAGAUCUUGACAACAGACGACGAUGAUGAUGAUGUAAGCAUUCUCGCUGCUGGGAGCUAUAUGAGUGUGAUGAACAAGUACUGUCUCUAG